UCACAAAACUUGAAAAUUUUUAAAAAUUUUCCCCUCUAUUUGCGUCGCAUUCGUAUAAUUAAUGCGCGGAGUGAUUUUUGUUCGGACGUUAAUACAAUUAUUUAUGUCUUCGAAAAAUUUAUACACGAUUACACAAAGUUAACCUGUCAGGCACGGUAUUUCAGGAUGGUGAAGAUUAUGAAAACAGGAAAAGUCGUAUUGGUCCUGAGCGGCCGAUACGCGGGUAGAAAAGCACUUGUAUUGCGCAAUUACGACGACGGUACCACGGAAAAACCAUACGGACACGCCAUGGUCGCUGGCAUUGAUCGCUAUCCCCGGAAAGUUCACAAAAGAAUGGGAAAAGCGAAGUUGCACAAGCGUUCCAAGAUUAAACCGUUUAUCAAGAUUUUAAAUUACAAUCACUUAAUGCCAACAAGAUAUACGGUAGAUUUACAAUUAGAGAAAGUAGCUCCUAAAGACCUUAAGGACCCAAUGAAACGCAAGAAGUUUCGUUUUCAGACGCGCGUUAAAUUUGAGGAGAGAUAUAAAAAUGGUAAAAACAAGUGGUUUUUCCAAAAGUUAAGAUUCUAAUUGCUUUUAAAUAAAGGACCAAUAUAAAAGAUAAAA
Pseudomyrmex gracilis is the source of this 606-nucleotide messenger RNA. Its product is annotated as 60S ribosomal protein L27-like. Gene Ontology annotation, biological process: translation. Bases 166 to 570 code for a protein of 134 amino acids. Gene Ontology annotation, molecular function: structural constituent of ribosome. The record is from RefSeq and is a predicted model, not a curated record. The transcript has 4 exons. NCBI's taxonomy places the organism in Eukaryota, Metazoa, Arthropoda, Insecta, Hymenoptera, Formicidae. Gene Ontology annotation, cellular component: cytosolic large ribosomal subunit; ribosome.